GAUGGCCUUAAAAACUGGCAAACAUUUUCAAGAUCUUUAAUGCAAACAUUAAUCCUUUAGUAAUAGGAAAUAACUGGUUUAAGAAGACUCAGUUGCAGAGAGAGCAGCAUUCCUCCUUACUGGAUAAAAACAACAGAAAGGGCCAAAUGAGGACGCCCCAGACACCAUACAGGGGCCGUGCCAGCAAAAGUUACGCUUUUACUGAUCUAAGAAAUUGGAUAUUGGGCUUUUUUUUUUCCUCUUUGGUUUAAGACAAGUGUUAAUUCGAAACUGAGUUUGCAAACCAGGAUCCCAAAGGCUGAAACUAGUCCUUGACUGUGAUCCUCAGUUUUUAGGAGAAUUUAAGUUAGUUGCCAAUGGUUAUAAAUGGAAAGAUUUCUCAUAAAACUCCCCUUGAAAAGCUGCGUGGUGGCUCUUUUCGGUCAGGACAGCUGCUUAUCAUUCCUCACUUGACAGCUUGACUCAUAGCAGUUACCUGCCUGGUCUCCUUAGGUGUGCAGGUUGCGCCCUUUGGCCUGAACGGCAGGCUCUGCUUGCACAUGCAUAUGUCGUGUGUCAGCCAGGAAUGGGGCGUCUGGUUUUGUGGUUUGGGUGGCACCAUCUGUCAUCCUUCCAGAUAACAUGGAGUGGCUGGGGGUACCCCUUUGUUUGCCUCUGCCAUGAGGCCCUAGCUGGGCUGUUUCCCUGCGAUCCUCCGCGCUGAGUAGGGGAUGGAAACAUAGCCUGGGCACACCUCCAUUCCUGCUCAGUGGGUGGGAAGACUUCCGGGUGGGGCAGGCUGGAUUAAUUGAUUGCCCACACCAUAGAUCGAAGCCCUGGCAUACCUAGUGGCUCCUGUGACCAAAGUAGGCUGAUCAUGGUGCCCUUAAAUGACUUUGUUCCAUGUCACGUUUGUGCUGGCUCAGAUUUCAGCUCCACGCUGUAAGACCACUUUCCCGAGUUGCUGCACCCACUGGGUUGGAAUCUGCUUUAUGCUGACACCCAAGGAAACGUCGUCUAGUUUGGGGCAUUGGCUGGAGCAGAGCAACGCUUUGGGCAGACUUUCCAGAUUUCCCUGUGGCUGCAAACUCUGAAGCCUGCAUUGUUUUUGAAGGCCCUGCUUGGUGCCAGACUUUCCGCAGGAGUUACUGUUGUCAGCUGUUAAUGACGGUCCAGUUUGGAAUACAUAGUGUGUGAAUUCUUGCUUUACCUGGUUCUUGAGUCUAGAGCUGUGUUAAUUCAGUGCCCACUAGUCACGUGCAGCAAUUAAGUUUAUAUUAAUUAAAAUUAAAUAACGUGAAAAAUUCAGCUCCUCAGUCACAGUAUUCACAUUUCAAGUGCCUGGUAGCAACACACGCCUCGUGGCUAAUAUAUUGCACACUGCAGAUAGAGAACAGAAAGGUCAGCGCUGGUCUAGACCAAAACAGGAGAGGGGUGGAAAUAGCAAAAUGAGAGCUGCUUGCAUGUUGAUUUUUCUCUUCGGUCCAUUAGAUCUAGGGAACCCACAGUGUUUGUAAUGAAGAACAUCAGACCCUGAGCUGUAACCUGAAUUCUUGUCCAAAACUCCGCACACUGGCAGCAGGCACAACAAACAGAUUGCCACUUGUCCUGUCGGCCUCUUUGAGACAAACUGGCCUGUCUGGGAAGGCGCGGUGCAGGUAUCUGUGUGUUCUGCUGCUUGGGUGCCAACCUGGGCCAGCUCACAGAGUCCCCCCCGUCCCAUGUGGGCUGCCGGGCCCCCGAGCGUCCCUCCCUCGUUCUCUGUGACUGCUGAAUGUGAGCGCAGCCCGUGAGGAUGCACGGGAUCUGAUCCUGAUCACGGUGUGAGGCGGCAGCACCGUCUAAGGGCCUGGAGUGUUCAGGGGGCCGGGUGUGCUACACUGAGUGCUCAGGUUUUAGGGUGAAACCACUUUUUGUGGCCUUUCCCCUCCCCGGCUCAUGCAGGUGUCUGCUCCAGCGUUUCUAGGCAGCCAGUUCUGUGGGACUACUUCCACAUCUUCUGUGCUACACUUUAUUCCCGGGGACUGGGCCCUCCUCUGCUGUAAUCUUUGAACUGGAUGGAUGUGGCUCUGGCUGGCUGGUGGAGGGUUUAGUUCCCAGAACAGGUGGACCACGAGCCACUUGGGCAGGUGGCUAACAUUCCCAGGGCGACGUUCCCCUCAUUCUGACCUGGUCAUUUCCUUUAGAGCUGAGGACCUCCAGGGGAUUUGGAUGUUUUCUUGCUCUUGAGUUUCUUUCCUCCUGGUCUGUACGAGUCGUGCCAGUACAGCAUCUGCACCCAGGUCCGCGGGUGUGCAGUCCUGAGGGUGUGGGUCCCGCUCAGCUGGCUGCCAGAAGGUUCUGAUCCUGGAAGUUGGAUGUUGUAGGUUAGGGUCUGCUGGGGUUGGUCCUCUGGGGUGGACCUCCAUUUUCCUUGAUUCAUUCAAGCCGUCGGGGUUCCAGCGGCAGUAACUCGUGCCUCUGUGGUUCAGUCCUUCAGGCCUGACUUUCUGAAGGAGGGAGGGUGGUCUUGUGUCCUGAACCGGGCCUCUGCACUGGCUCCUGGGCUGUCCACUAGGGCAGCCACUGGCCACUUGCGGCUGUCAAAGCAUUGGAAAUGUAGCUGGUGUGUCUGAGGAACUGAAAUUUUUUUUUUUUUUUUUUGGCUGUGUCCGGUCUUCGUUUCUGGGCGAGGGCUUUCUCUAGUUGUGGCGAGCGGGGGCCACUCUUCAUCGCGGUGCGCGGGCCUCUCACUGCCGCGGCCUCUCACUGUCGCAGUCUCUCUUGUUGCGGAGCACAAGCUCCAGACACACAGGCUCAGUAGUUGUGGCUCACCGGCCUCGUUGCCCCGCGGCAUGGGGGAUCUUCCCAGACCAGGGCUCGAACCCGCGUCCCCUGCAUUGGCAGGCAGAUUCUCAACCACUGCGCCACCAGGGAAGCCCAUGAACUGGAUUUUAAAUUUCACUCAAUUUUACUUAAGUUUUAACAGUGCUUGGGCCUUACACUGGGUGGCGCUUUGCAGCCGUCACCUUGUUUGCGCGCCCAGCCCAUCCCAUCUCACCCCAUCUUCACUCUGCGAGCUGGGGCCUUUGCACCGUUUGACACGAGGGAAGCUGGCUCAGAGCAGCAAGCGGUUUUGUCCUUGGACACAAAGCCAGUGAGUGACUGAGAGGAACCGGAAUCCAAGGCCUCUCGGCUCCCACUCUUGGUGUGCCGUGGUCUUGUCCCCAAAGCAGAGUUGCCCGGUCCCUGGAGCACCACGGGGAGCCUGUUCCCUGGCACGUGGCUUCCUCUGAAACAACGAGAAUGUCAGGUGCCAGUUUGGAAACGUCCUCGGUAUUUGGAGCUACAGGCCUGUGCCUUUCAGUCCUAACUGGCCUUUUGAAUCCACAGCACAGGAGUUUACUGCUUUGCUUGGCUCCCAAGGAGGUGAUUUGGGGUUUGUCAAAAGUGGAUUUCCCUAGACCGGGGAUGCAGCGGUGGCACCAUCCGGCAUGUCACAGCUGGUCACGUGACCCUGUGCUUAUUGGGUGAAAAGCAACCUGAUGCAUGGACCUAGUUUAAUUUUCAGCCACGGGUGCUCUUAAUUACUGUUAAUUGUUUUUCGUCUCCUCUCAGUCCUUUCAAACGUACUUUCUCUAAGUCUGUUGGGAACCUGUCAAAUUCAGGCCCAGGGUGGGGUGGGGCGGACCAGACUGUGAUGAAAACAGUCACUGCCCUCAAGGAGCUUGGCAUCACCUCCUCCUCUGUUUGAGCCGAGACUGUGAGCCCAGGGCCGCUCCAGGAAGGGGCCUUAAAGCAGGUGUUUGGGUCGGUUCUUCUGGUUCCAGCAGGACCAGAAAAGGUGGUGGGUUGCAGGGCCAGUGCCCACUGGAGCAGGAGGGGGGCCCCCCUCUCCUUGGCUGGGAGGGCCUGCCCUGUCUGCUCUCUUCCACCCCAAGGGAUACAGAGCUAUUGGACAGGAUUUUUUUUAAUGAAAAAAUUUAUAAUUAAUUUUCCCAUUAUAAAAGAAACACGUUUAUUUUUUGUUUUUGAAAAAUACGGAAAACUAAAAUUUAAAAGUUACCUGUUGGGCCACCAUCCAGAGAAAACAAACCAUUAUUGGCCUUUUUUUAUGCGGAGCAUCUUUGAUGCUUCCCACCGGAUGUUUUGUCUUGGAAUUUUAAAAAUUAUGUGUUAAACCCAUCAAAAGUAUGUCUUUACCAUAUGAAAAGUUAUAAACUUGCUACCGUAUGUACAACCUUGGGAACAGGAGGCUAAAUGAAGGAAUCAGCUCCAAAGCCCACAUGCCACGUGAUGCAUUCCUGCAGAACACCCAGAAGAGGCGGCUACACAGUCAGAAACAUCGUUCACAAUAGCUAGAAGGUGGAAGCAACCUAUCGAUGGAUGGAUGGAUAACGAAACGUGGUCUAUACACACAGGGAAUAUUACUCAGCGUUAAAAAGGAAGGAAAUUGACACUUGCUGCAACGUGGAUGAACCUUGAGGACAUUAUGCUAAGAAGCCAGCCACAAAAAAAGAUACUGUGUGACUCCACUUACAUGAGGUCCCUCCCUGAGCAGCCAGAUUCAUAGACAGAAUGUAGAAGGGUGGGGUGGGGUGGGGUGGGGUGGGGUGGGAGUUGUGGUUCAUCGGGGACAGAGUUUCCGUUGCGUAAGACAAAGAAGUUCUGGAGAUGGGUUGCCCGACAGCGUCUAAGUGUACUUAACCUGACUGAACUGGACACGUAACACGACAUUUACAGAUAGUAAAUGUCGUGUUAUGUGUAUUUUACCAUAAUUUAGAAAAAAAUAAACCAAGUGCUAGCGUCUCCCUGGCCCACACUUCCCUCCCAAGCGCAGGCAGCAGCCACCUUAACUCCUGAAAUCCUCCACCGUCUCCGUGACAGCACGUGCUUGGUCCUGCAUGCUCCUGAACCGUGCGUGUGUGUGCGUGUGUGUGCGAGAGGCGUUCACGGGUGUGGUGCGCCCACUUCCCCUUCAGGGUCGGGAGGGACUGGGCGGCUGUGCCUCCACGGCUUUCCCUCCCUUGGCCGAGUCGCGGUGUCUUUCUCUCUGCUCUCGAGGCUUCUGCUCUCACCAGAGUGCUGCUUUGAACGUUCUUGUGCACCCCUGACUUUGGGAGCUGUCUCCAGACUUUGUGGGUCCCAUGUCUGAGGCUCCUGUAAUCCCAGGUUCCUUCAGGACUGGCUUCGAGAUGGCGUGGGAUCCCCAGGGCCGGAUUCUGCGCUGGCAAAAUGAGGGUGAGCCUGUCGGCCACAGACUGUUACAUCGUGCAUGAGAUCUACAGCGGGGAGAAUGCCCAAGACCAGUUUGAGUACGAGCUGGAGCAGGCCCUGGAAGCCCAGUACAAGUACAUCGUGAUCGAGCCCACCCGCAUCGGGGACGAGACAGCCCGCUGGAUCACGGUGGGCAACUGCCUGCACAAGACCACCGUGCUGGCGGGUACCGCCUGCCUCUUCACCCCGCUGGCGCUGCCCCUGGAUUACUCGCACUAUAUCUCCCUGCCCGCGGGCGUGCUGAGCCUGGCCUGCUGCACCCUCUACGGCAUCUCCUGGCAGUUCGACCCCUGCUGCAAGUACCAGGUGGAGUACGACGCCUACAAACUGUCCCGGCUGCCCCUGCACACGCUCACCUCCUCCAGCCCGGUGGUGCUGGUCCGCAAGGACGACUUGCACAGAAAGAGACUGCACAACACGGUAGCGCUGGCGGCCCUGGCGUACUGUGUAAGGAAGAUUUACGAGCUCUGCGCCGCGUGAUCGGGGCCGAGCGGGGCGGGCAGCCGGCCCGCGGGGCGGCAGGGCGGAGCCCGCGAAGGCGUCCGGCUGCACGCUGGUUACAUUAAAGACAUACCAGAGCGCACGUGUGCCAGGGGGUUUUCAGCUCAUCACACUAAGAUGUGGAGUCCCGUGACCCCCGGGGGCCUGAGGCUGCGGAAGGCCGACCAGGCAGCAUGAUGCGACGGAAGCAACGCCGCUGAGGGGAUGUGAACGCGCUCGGGGGGUCGUUAAGUAUGUUGUUUAACUGUACCAUCCAGAGCCAACCAGAAGCUAUUGACCAUUAAAAUUAUGAGAAUUUCA
Physeter macrocephalus (sperm whale) is the source of this 6036-nucleotide messenger RNA. It is a transcript of the gene TMEM11, whose product is annotated as transmembrane protein 11. Gene Ontology annotation, cellular component: mitochondrial inner membrane. Lineage: Eukaryota; Metazoa; Chordata; Mammalia; Artiodactyla; Physeteridae. The record is from RefSeq and is a predicted model, not a curated record. The transcript is spliced from 3 exons. The coding region runs from base 5194 to 5715 and encodes 173 amino acids. Gene Ontology annotation, biological process: inner mitochondrial membrane organization.